Messenger RNA from Lotus japonicus, 1244 nucleotides. Its product is annotated as transcription factor FER-LIKE IRON DEFICIENCY-INDUCED TRANSCRIPTION FACTOR-like. Gene Ontology annotation, cellular component: nucleus. The coding region runs from base 25 to 996 and encodes 323 amino acids. Gene Ontology annotation, biological process: regulation of DNA-templated transcription. Lineage: Eukaryota; Viridiplantae; Streptophyta; Magnoliopsida; Fabales; Fabaceae. The record is from RefSeq and is a predicted model, not a curated record. The transcript has 4 exons. Gene Ontology annotation, molecular function: DNA-binding transcription factor activity; protein dimerization activity; sequence-specific DNA binding.
UAACUGUCCCCAAGUUCCAACUAUAUGGAUGCAAUGGAUGCUCCCCAGGACACACUUGGGUACAUCAAUAACGAUUUUGAGCUGCAUGACUUCAUUGACGAUCCAAACUUCGAUCAGUUUAUCAAUUUGAUUCGAGGGGAGAAUGAAGAUGCCAUAUGCAACUUCGGUUCUGAUUUUAUCAACGAUUGUUUCAUUGAUAAUAAUCAGCUUCUUCCAAAUCAUGAUGGAAUCCCGUUUGGUCCGAGCAAUAAUAGUAAUUUUGUGAAUGUCUAUGAUCCAAUAAGCUUCUCUUGUUUUGAUGGGGUGGUGAAGGGAGAAGGAGAAGAGAAUGAUGGAGGAGAUUCUUCCACUACGACAACCACCACCACCAAUUCUGGGAGUGGGAGUGCUGAUGAUGAUGCCCAACCGAAGGCGAAAAGCGAUAGGUCCAAGACUCUCAUUUGUGAGAGGAGAAGGAGAGGUAGAAUGAAGGAGAAGCUUUAUGCUUUGCGUUCUUUGGUUCCAAACAUAACUAAGAUGGAUAAGGCCUCUAUAAUUGGAGAUGCAGUUUCAUACGUGCAUGACCUUCAAGCACAAGCAAAGAAGCUGAAGGCUGAGGUUGCAGGACUUGAAGCAUCCUUAUUAGUGUCUGAAAAUUACCAAGGAUCAAUUAACAACCGCAUUAAGAAUGUUCAAGUCACCAACAACAACAAUCCAAUCAGCAAGAAAAUCAUGCAGGUGGACAUGUUUCAAGUGGAGGAGAGAGGGUAUUAUGUGAAAAUAGUGUGCAAUAAAGGAGCAGGGGUGGCUGUUUCUCUGUACAGAGCUAUUGAGUCUCUUGCAGGAUUCAAUGUUCGCAAUACAAACUUAGCCACAGUUUGUGACAGUUUUGUGCUUACAUUUACAAUGAAUGUGAAAGGUUCUGAGCCAGAAAUUAACCUUCCUAAUUUGAAGCUGUGGGUGACCGGAGCUCUUCUGAACCAAGGCUUUGAAUUCAUGGCAUCCUUUGAUGUUUGAAUCACCUGCAGCCUGCAUGCAGCAUGCAUGAAGUUUGGUUUGAAGGAUGCAUUCGAGCAAUUAUGAUGAUGAGGCAUGAAAGACAUUAUGUGAUUUUAGUGGUGUAAUAUAAACUUAUUCACAUGUCUUCACUCAAUAGCGUAAAACUUUUAGAAGAGUUGGUUUGUAACAUAGCAUUAGAGUUCUAUGACUAAGUGAUAUCAAGUUCACUUUAUCAUAUUCUAAUAAAAAAGUUAAAUUUUAGGAAA